UGAUAUGCGUUCCUCCUUAUUUCUUAUUGUUUAUUUCUUUCAUUUUUUUUUUGGGGGUGGGGGGUGAGGGUGUUCUGUUCCAUCUAUAUACGCAGGCAGUUUACAAAUACUUUCUUGAGGAUGGUUCCUUAACCUUGCAGCAUUUCAUUAUGUUCUUUAGAGCCUUUGAACUUGUUCUCUCUCAGCUUCCUGAUAUCCACUCAUUGAGAUGGGUAAAUGCAUUGUGCAAUUUCAGCAUGAUUGGAUUUGCAGCUACAACCAUUGGUGUGACAAUUUAUGAUGGUAAGAAGACUGACAGAAACUCAAUAAGUUACAGUUUGCAAGGAAGCUCCUCUCGUAAGACCUUUAGAGCCUUUAAUGCUCUUGGGAUAAAUGCGUUUUCUUUUGGAGAUGCAAUGCUUCCUGAAAUACAGAAUACCAUGAGAGAACCUGCAAGGAAGAAUAUGUAUAAGGGUGUAUCAGCAGCAUACAGUGUCAUUAUCCUGAGUUACUGGCAACUGGCCUCCUGUGGAUACUGGGCUUUUGGAUCAGAAGUUCAGCCUUACAUAUUAUCUUCUCUAAGCGUUCCUGAAUGGACAAUUGUUAUGGCAAAUCUCUUUGCUGUGAUACAAAUAUCUGGAUGCUAUCAGAUAUAUUGCAGGCCAACGUAUGCCUACUUUGAGGAAAAAAAAUGCUGUCCAGCAAAGCUACUGGCCAUUUCCCCCCUGAGAAAAUACCUUGUCCGACUUAUUUUCACUUCCAUUUACAUGGCUCUUAUUACCCUUAUUGCUGCGGCUGUGCCCUUUUUUGGGGACUUUGUGUCCAUCUGUGGCGCAAUUGGGUUCACUCCACCGGAUUUUGUCUUCCCUUCUGUGGUAUAUUUGAAAGUGGGAUGAAUGCCCAAGGAUGCCAAAUGUCGCCUUUCAAUGCAGCUCCUUAAUUUUGCAAUAGCUACCUGGUUCUCUGUCAUUGCAGUGUUUGGUUGCAUUGGUGCAGUCCAGUUUAUCAUAGAAGAUAUCAAAACCUACAAGUUCUUUCAUGAUAUGUAAGCAUUUACAUUGUUAUAAUUUAUAAUUGCUUUGUAAUCAUUGUAUUCUCUUACAUUGUUGUAUCUCUAGAUGUUUUAUGUUUCAAUGAGUUAUGUAAGUCAAAAUAAAUAUCAUAAUUUCAAGAA
Quercus lobata is the source of this 1153-nucleotide messenger RNA. RefSeq names its product GABA transporter 1-like. The record is from RefSeq and is a predicted model, not a curated record. The transcript has 4 exons. Bases 150 to 875 code for a protein of 241 amino acids. NCBI's taxonomy places the organism in Eukaryota, Viridiplantae, Streptophyta, Magnoliopsida, Fagales, Fagaceae.